This is a messenger RNA of Postia placenta MAD-698-R-SB12, 1641 nucleotides long. RefSeq lists its product as hypothetical. NCBI's taxonomy places the organism in Eukaryota, Fungi, Basidiomycota, Agaricomycetes, Polyporales, Adustoporiaceae. The coding region runs from base 1 to 1641 and encodes 546 amino acids. The transcript is spliced from 2 exons. Gene Ontology annotation, molecular function: protein binding. The record is from RefSeq and is a predicted model, not a curated record.
AUGACGGACAGGUUGGCAGGUGCUGUCGCCCUUGUGCAAAAUGCGCGUGCACGGGGGUUCAGUGUCCACGACACGGCUUAUGCCGCGCUCGUGCGCAAUCUCAAGCGCGCUCUGGACAUGACCAACCUGCAACUAGUCCAAAAGCUGCGCGAGACAGAAGCCCGGAGCCCCGAGCACCAAGAGUCCCGUCUGCGUGUCCCGAGGUUCAAUCUUUAUCGCCCGCCAGCUGCGCUGCAGGCAAUGACUCAGUACCCUGACAGGAGCAGCUUAGCAGCCGCGCUCCGAAUUCUACGCCACAGUUGUAUGUUCUCGUCCCGUUACCCCCUCCCCAGUGCUCUCGCAACCUUCAUUGAAGCGUACAGGUCAGCCGGUCAAUCGCGCGCCCUCCACAUCCUGCGCGCACGGUCGUAUAAAAGGGCGCCGGCCACAGCGAUGUGGGCCCUGUCCGAGAUGCUGUACUACCACCGCCGGAACCGUGGCCACAUGCUCCUCCUCACCUUCAUCCACCACUUCCACAUGAUCGGCGUGCCGCAAUGGGCGGUCUGGCGUAGCGUUCGGACUAUGGAACGCGCCGAGAAGGGGGGUGCGGAUUCCAAUUAUGCGCGUUAUGCCGUGUUGUACCCUCCUCAACCCCUCGGUGCGAAGCUGUUCCCGUCUACCCACCACACUGCACUCGUCUGGCAUGUCACUGCACAGUCCAUGCGCUCCACCCAGAGCUUGGAAGAGCUUUACCAAGAGCUCCUCACACAAAUAGCAGCUGCUAGAUACGCGGCUGCCCCCGCUCCGGCCCUGUCCACCUCUCCGGCCUCUCCGACACCUUCGACCUCUACCUCUUCGCCGAACGAACCGCUAACAGACGUUGCGGAACCACAGGCAAAUUCUGCGGAAAUUCUGACCGACAGCGCGCACCCGCCGGAUGACUCUUUGGACGCACGUCGCGCAUCUUACCCGGCCUUGAUUGUCCCCCCCAUGAUGUACGACUCCGGCCACUUCAACGCGUUCGUGCUGGCGUUCGGACAGCGGAGUGGACCAACGCGCGCUGCGCAGGUCGUCGCUGACAUGUACCGCCACGGUAUCCAGCCGAGCGUCGAGACGCUGACGAUGCUCAUAGCCUCCUUCGCGAGCAUUGGCGACGUUGGGAAGCUGACGACGCUUCUUGACCGCAUGGAGGCGUCCGCCGACAACGGGACACGCUCGGGGGAUGUGUCCAGUCAGGUGGGGGUUGCAUCCUCUGUUCAGAAAAUGGGCCCGCAACUGCCCCCGCCUAACGUGGUGACCUACACGGCUGUCAUCAAGUCCCUGAUGGAUGCGGAGAAACUCGAGGAUGCCCUUGCAAUCGCUCAGCGAUUGAGGACGAAACUUGGAUAUGUGCUCGGUACCAACCACAUCACGGACAGCGUACUGAAUGAAUUGGCGGUGCGUUACGUCAACCCCUCACAACCUGUAGAUCACGGCACGCAAGUUCAGGGCUUUACGCAAUUCGACCUCCUCGAGAGCAAAGCAACGGUUGAACUAGCUCCUCCGCCAAGGCUUAUUGAACCUCCGGCGUUGGCUGGCUGUGAUCCAUGUGCGCGGGAAGUGCCCCUUGUCCUGACCAGCGACUGCACUGGCCAAGUCCUGCCCGCGCAGGUUGCCACCUAG